Messenger RNA from Blastomyces dermatitidis ER-3, 1749 nucleotides. Its product is annotated as phosphotransferase enzyme family protein. The record is from RefSeq and is a predicted model, not a curated record. Lineage: Eukaryota; Fungi; Ascomycota; Eurotiomycetes; Onygenales; Ajellomycetaceae. The coding region runs from base 1 to 1749 and encodes 582 amino acids. The transcript has 5 exons.
AUGGGUCCAUUUACUCCCAAAGCCGGCUACGGUCAGGGCCUUGGGCAUGAUAUGUUUGGCAGAUACGAGGUCUUCCGUCUGGACGAGCACCGGGUCUUGAAGAAAUCGCGUGGGGGUUUGCGAGAAAGUGACACUAUGAAAUUUAUCGCCGCCAACACCACUAUUCCUGUGCCCAAAGUCUAUGGCACAAAGUUGGAUGGGGAGGGCGAGCUUUCUUACAUUGUGAUGGAAUAUGUACCAGGCGAAUCACUGGAAGAUGCUUGGAUAAAGCUCUCUCCAGAUCAGAGGGUCUCCGCCUUGCACCAGAUUGCCCAAUAUCUCUCGGAGCUUCAACAGCUGACGGGAAAACGAAUCAAGGGGGUGAAUGACACCUCUGUCCGAGUUGGUGGGUAUCAUUCACGCUGGGGGGGCCCGUUUGAGACAGAAAAGGAGUUCAAUGAUUUUCUGGCUCACUACACCCAGGGUACCCAAGGCCCUCAUCUACUUCCGGUUGACAAUCAUAUAAUCCAUUUUGCUCACGGCGACCUAAGCCCCAGGAACAUUAUGGUCAAUAAGAGCGGACAAAUAACCGCCAUUAUCGAUUGGGAGUGGGCAGGCUGGAUGCCAGAGUAUUGGGACAUACUCCGGAUGCGUAUGGACCUCCCCGGGAAGAGCAAGAUGCCAGAUUAUGGAAACUUAUUCCGGUCCACAUUCCCACCCAAAUAUCAGAAAGAGUAUUGGGCGCUGGUGUACCUGUCACGUUUUGAGCCUUUAGUUCGUGGUGGCCUCCCUUUCCUCGCUGUUUGGUUUUCGAUACUCCGUGCCAACUCUGCGAUGGGAAAAAAGAAAGGCAAGAAAGAACGGCUUCACAAAGCUUCAAACUCUGCCAGUAUGAAUGAAAGUAAUAGCUACAGUGCUUUACCUGAGGUUUUACCAUAUCGGGAUCGCUGUUGCUAUCUUCUUGCUGGGAGAAACGCAGAGUCAUAUACAGUACCCUACUAUUUCCUGAAGGACCACCCUUGUUUGUUAUCCAAAAUCGGGCCAUCAUCACUGUCUGAUCCCCCGAGAACUGUGCAUGACCAUGUCGUCCGAUUUGUCGACUUAGAUGAGAACAUUGCUCACACUAUGGUACAUUUUCUCUACAUCGGCGAGUACAAGACACUUCGACUAUCCGUGCCAGAGUCCAAGAAUGUGGAAAUGGAAAACAAGUAUAGAAGGAGUGUUGCCGUGUUUAGUUUCGCAAGCAAAUAUGAGUUAUCUCCUCUGGUGGCGCUUGCAAUGGAAGUUAUGGAGAAGACUUGCAAGUCAGUGUCGUUGCUGGUAGCCCUGGACGUUGGAAGUAAGGAAUAUAAGGAACUGUGCCCAAAGCAUAGGUUAUGGUUCGAUGGUCACAUCAGGGCAAUGCUUCAGAGCAUGUUUGAGGAUGAUGGGAAUAUGUUUAUUCAUCGAGAUAUUCUGAAGCACGUGAAGGGCUCUUUCAGCAGGAUGCUAUUCAGGCUUACCCCGGACGAUUCAACCAAAGAAGCCAUCGCUGAGCGGCUACAUGCUAAAUAUGCCGGAGACCACAUUCCAGCUGACCCACACGGACCUCCUUUUCCACCUCCAGAUGAUAGACCCUGUCAAGAGGCGCGACUUACUCCAGACAAUCCUCCUGAUGAUGCUGAUAUCGAACCGCUGGAGGAUGCCAAUGAUCCAUUGGAGGAGCCUGCUGCGGAUGUUGCUGAAGAGGCCGUCCUACGCGAACUAGAGGAAUCUCCUCCUCUACCUUAA